Vicia villosa (hairy vetch) is the source of this 1513-nucleotide messenger RNA. Its product is annotated as mitochondrial carrier protein MTM1-like. The record is from RefSeq and is a predicted model, not a curated record. Gene Ontology annotation, biological process: mitochondrial transmembrane transport. The coding region runs from base 87 to 1136 and encodes 349 amino acids. The transcript is spliced from 10 exons. Lineage: Eukaryota; Viridiplantae; Streptophyta; Magnoliopsida; Fabales; Fabaceae.
AUAUAAUAUAAUAUUUUACAAUAACAUCUGUAUUACUAAAACAAUGAAUUAAACAAAAAUGGAAAAGAAGCUCCCAGAUCAUUGUAAUGUCGCAAACACGUUCCAAUUCCGAUACGCAAUUAACUAUUCCAGAACGCGCUCUAUCCGCCGCCGGCGCCGCUUUCCUCUCCGCCGUCAUCGUCAAUCCUCUCGACGUCGUCAAGACGAGACUUCAAGCUCAGGCUGCCGGAGUUCCCUACCAUGACGCGCAUCGAAAGCCGUCUUUUCAAACUAACACGAUGCUACAGGAUAUUGAAUUUACAAAGGUUUCAAAAUCUCAGGCACUACCAUAUAAAGGGACACUAGAUGUACUCUACAGAGUUAUACGUCAGGAAGGAUUUACUAGAUUAUGGAGAGGCACAAAUGCUAGUUUGGCAUUGGCCAUGCCAAGUGUAGGAAUUUAUAUGCCUUGUUAUGAUAUCUUCCGCAACUUUAUGGAGGAAUAUACAACUCAAAAUGCUCCAAAUUUAACGCCUUAUGUUCCAUUAGUAGCGGGAUCACUUGCACGCUCGUUAGCUUGCGUUUCUUGUUAUCCUGUAGAACUUGCAAGGACUCGCAUGCAGGCAUUUAGAGUAACACAAGGUGGAAAACCUCCAGGUGUAUGGAAGACAUUGCUUGGAGUGAUCAACCCAGACAAGGGAACAAGUAUUCUAAAAAAUUUGCACCGGUACCGUUUCUGGUGGACUGGGCUUGGAGCACAGCUUUCUAGGGAUGUUCCAUACUCGGCAAUUUGCUGGGCAACCCUUGAGCCACUAAGGAAAAAAAUUCUUGGACUGAUGGGUGAAGAGCCAAGUGCCGCAACUGUCCUUGGUGCAAAUUUUUCUGCUGGUUUUGUAGCAGGAACUUUAGCAUCUGCUGCGACAUGUCCACUGGAUGUGGCAAAAACCCGACGACAGAUAGAGAAAGAUCCUGAAAGGGCAGUAAAGAUGACUACAAGAACUACGUUGCUUGAAAUUUGGAGGGAUGGAGGAUUAAGGGGGUUAUUUACCGGCGUUGCUCCCCGUGUAGGUCGUGCUGGUCCAUCUGUUGGCAUAGUUGUCUCCUCUUACGAAGUUGUCAAGUAUGCUUUAAAUCAUAGACAUUCAACUUCAUCAUAGAAUUCACUUCACUUACCUUAUUUCGUGCUGGUCCAUCUGUUGGCAUAGUUGUCUCCUUUUACGAAGUUGUCAAGAAUGCUUUAACGCUAGCUUAAUAAUUGAUUGCAUCAAAAGCACUAACUAGUCGCAGUCUCAGCUUCAGCCUCAAAAUACACGUUCCUGACAUCGCAAGAAGUCAGAAUUCAGGAUGAUGAUGACAUUCAUAAGUAACAACCCAGUAACCAUGUUCUUCAUGCCUAGUUUCCCUUUGGAUAGGCAAGUGUUCAAAUUUUCAUCACUACAAUUGCAACCUUAUAAGUUAACAACAAGGUGAUUUAGCGUGUGCAGAGAAAAUUGGUCAUUUAUUUAUUUUGGUAAAAAGUUUAGAAAUUUGUUUA